Rhizophagus irregularis DAOM 181602=DAOM 197198 is the source of this 736-nucleotide messenger RNA. RefSeq lists its product as uncharacterized. The record is from RefSeq and is a predicted model, not a curated record. NCBI's taxonomy places the organism in Eukaryota, Fungi, Glomeromycota, Glomeromycetes, Glomerales, Glomeraceae.
ACGUUUAUCAUUAAAUCUAGACUUUAAUUUCUUUAAUUUUUGAAAUUUUGAUUGUUAUUGUAACAGCUGUUUAAUAUUUUUUAUAAAAAGUUCAAUAAAUCUACUUCGACCAUCUUUUUUUUCCUUCUUUUUUUUUUUAUUUAAUAUGGAACAACAGCAUCAACAGUAUGUGAUAUAUCCACCGGGUUUCAAAGAAUAUUGGUAUCGAGUGUUAAAUUCUUAUCCACCAGAUAGACAUGAAGACGCAAAAGAAUUUAUUAAACAAUUAGUGGCACACGUCAUAAAUAAUGGUCAAUUGGCAACUUACGAUUGGUAUACUGCACCAAUUCCGGAACUUGCUCCUGUGUUUGAAACGGAAGAUGUUUUAGAGGAUGAGUCUAUUGCAACAGAUAUGACAGGAGACUCUUCCGAAGAUCAAGAAAAUAUUAAGCCAGAUAUAUUGACGCAAGCUGAUCAACACAGUCAAAUCAUAUCUAUAACAUCUCCAUUUUCUAAUCAUUCAAUGUCAACUCUUAUAGCAGCGGCAGCUUAUACUGAACCUUCUCAGAUGAUUACAGAAAGAUCAAUUCCUUCUUCAUCAAGUUCUUCGUCAAGUUCUUCAUCAUAUGCAAAACGCCGUAGACAAAGAGAACGUAAUAGAUCAUCUAAACACGAUAAUUCUAAUAAUGAUUUCAAUUUUAUUUGGAAUCCUUCUUUGACUACUAUGCAAACUGAAUGGAUGAAAGAAUAAGAUGCG